AGAGAUGGACUGUGAGGAAGGGCUUGGCAACAUCGCCCAGAAACAGAAGAUCUCAUUCCUGGAGAAUAACUUGGAGCAGCUCACAAAAGUCCACAAGCAGGCCAAAGAGCUGCAGACUCUUCACAACCUCCGCAAACUCUUCGUUCUGGACCUCACCACACGGGUUAAGAAGAGUGCAGAGAUGGACUGUGAGGAAGGGCUUGGCAACAUCGCCCAGAAACAGAAGAUCUCAUUCCUGGAGAAUAACUUGGAGCAGCUCACAAAAGUCCACAAGCAGGCCAAAGAGCUGCAGACUCUUCACAACCUCCGCAAACUCUUCGUUCUGGACCUCACCACACGGGUUAAGAAGAGUGCAGAGAUGGACUGUGAGGAAGGGCUUGGCAACAUCGCCCAGAAACAGAAGAUCUCAUUCCUGGAGAAUAACUUGGAGCAGCUCACAAAAGUCCACAAGCAGGGUCCGAGUUGCAACAUGGCCCGAGUUUCAUACCUACCCCACAAUCAACCUUCCCUGGGCAGUACCGGGUGGGUGCUGGGUCCAAAAACAACAGAAAUUUUGGAGGAAAAAUUUUAUUCUUAA
Messenger RNA from Lates calcarifer (barramundi perch), 577 nucleotides. Its product is annotated as kinesin heavy chain-like. The record is from RefSeq and is a predicted model, not a curated record. The transcript has 7 exons. Bases 5 to 577 code for a protein of 190 amino acids. NCBI's taxonomy places the organism in Eukaryota, Metazoa, Chordata, Actinopteri, Centropomidae.